Papaver somniferum (opium poppy) is the source of this 2796-nucleotide messenger RNA. Its product is annotated as subtilisin-like protease SBT1.8. Gene Ontology annotation, biological process: proteolysis. The record is from RefSeq and is a predicted model, not a curated record. The transcript is spliced from 2 exons. The coding region runs from base 101 to 2482 and encodes 793 amino acids. Gene Ontology annotation, molecular function: serine-type endopeptidase activity. NCBI's taxonomy places the organism in Eukaryota, Viridiplantae, Streptophyta, Magnoliopsida, Ranunculales, Papaveraceae.
UUUUAUCCCUUCUUCCAAGAAGAGACUGUCACUAACAUCUCUCUCUUCUUCUUCUCUGCAAGAUCUCAUCAUCCUUUUCUCUCCACAGCCAUCGCCAUUAAUGGCCAUGGCUUCUUCUUCUUCUCCUCCUCCUCUAAUCUGGGUUUCAUUCAUAAUCAUCUUCUCAUGUUUCUUCAUUUCUUCAUCAUUAGCAGAGAAGAAAACAUAUAUUGUUCAUAUGAAUCAUAACCUAAAACCCACCACAUAUUCAUCAUCAAAUGAAUGGUACACUGCUCAUCUCCAAUACUUCACAUCUGAGUCAGACACUACCGCUACCGAGUCAGAAUCACCACUUUUAUACACAUAUGAUACUGUUUACUACGGGUUUGCAGUUUCACUCGAGUCAGAACAAGCUGACUCAUUGAGGAAUUCUGACUCGGUUCUAGGAGUGUAUGAAGAUGCUGUUUAUCAGCUCCAUACGACUCGGACUCCUGAGUUUCUCGGUCUUAACACGGAUAUGGGUUUAUGGACGGGUCAUAGCACGAGAGAGUUGGAUAAUGCUUCUAAUGAUGUGAUUGUUGGUGUUCUUGAUACGGGUGUUUGGCCUGAAUCGGAGAGUUUUUCUGAUGCGGGUAUGCCGCCGGUUCCAGCUCGGUGGAAAGGUAGGUGUGAAUCGGGUGUUGAUUUCAAAGCGACGAGUUGUAACAAGAAGCUGAUUGGUGCAAGGAGUUUCUCUAAGGGGUUUCGUAUGGCUAGUGGUGGUGGUGGUGCUGGUGGUGAAGCGGGAGGAAGUACUAAAAAGCCCAAAGAGAAUGAGACACCUAGAGAUCGUGAUGGACACGGCACUCAUACUGCCAGCACGGCUGCUGGUUCCAUUGUGAGGAAUGCUAGUUUGCUCGGGUACGCAAAGGGUACGGCACGUGGUAUGGCACCGAGUGCACGUGUCGCUGCUUAUAAAGUUUGUUGGGCGACUGGUUGUUUCGGGUCGGAUAUUUUAGCUGCGAUGGAUCAAGCUAUAACAGACGGUGUAGAUGUAUUAUCUAUGUCUUUAGGUGGCGGUUCUUCUCCUUAUUACCGUGAUACGAUCGCCAUUGGUGCAUUUUCAGCCAUGGAGAAAGGUAUCUUCGUUUCCUGUUCUGCUGGUAACUCGGGUCCAGGUCGGGCUACCUUGGCUAACGUUGCUCCGUGGAUCAUGACCGUUGGUGCUGGUACAUUGGACCGUGAUUUCCCAGCUUAUGCUGAUUUAGGUAACAAGAUAAAGUAUUCGGGUGUAUCCUUAUACAGUGGUUCGGGUAUGGGUAAGAAACCGUUGAGCUUAGUCUACAGCAAAGAGAAUGGAACCAGCAAUUUGUGCUUACCCGGUUCGUUAGAACCGGCACAAGUGAAGGGCAAAGUGGUCUUAUGUGAUAGAGGAAUUAACGCACGUGUUGAAAAGGGUGCUGUUGUACGUGAUGCUGGAGGGAUUGGUAUGAUAUUAGCAAACACGGCAGCCUCCGGUGAGGAAUUGGUUGCCGAUAGUCACUUGUUGCCAGCCGUUGCCGUUGGAAGAAAAGUAGGUGAUCAAAUCAGGGCGUAUGUGCGCUCUACUUCUAAUCCGACGGCUGUGUUGAGUUUCGGCGGGACCGUUCUUAAUAUCCGUCCAUCUCCAGUUGUUGCUGCUUUUAGUUCCAGAGGUCCAAAUGUUGUCACCCCACAGAUUCUUAAACCUGAUCUGAUUGGUCCAGGUGUCAACAUCUUAGCUGCUUGGUCUGAGUCAGUGGGUCCUACUGGAUUAUCAAGAGAUACAAGGAAGACUCAGUUUAAUAUCAUGUCUGGUACAUCAAUGUCAUGCCCACAUAUCAGUGGUGUAGCAGCAUUACUAAAAGCAGCACAUCCUGAUUGGAGUCCAAGUGCAAUGAAGUCAGCUCUGAUGACAACAGCCUAUACGACAGACAACACCAAAUCACCUCUCCGCGACGCAACUGACGGAUCCAAAUCGAACCCAUGGGCUCACGGAUCCGGUCAUGUCGAUCCACAAAAAGCCCUUAACCCGGGUCUUGUGUAUGACAUCACAACAGAGGACUACAUUGCGUUUCUAUGCGGCUUGGACUACACUAUCAACCAAGUACAAGCAGUUGUGAAGCGUGCGAAUGUUACGUGCGCUAAGAAGUUUAAAGAUGUGGGUGAACUUAACUACCCGUCUUUCAGUGUCUUGUUUGGAGGAAACAGGACCGUUAGAUUUAGUAGGGAGUUAACAAAUGUGGGACCAGCUAGAGCACUUUAUGAUGUUGUGAUUGGUGGGCCUAAGAAUGUUGGGGUUUCAGUCAGGCCCAAGCAGCUAACAUUCAGACAAGUUGGUGAGAAGAAGAGAUUUGUGGUUACAUUUGUUGCUAAGAGAGGUGGAGGGAUGAGGAUGAGUAAGAAAGCUAGUGGAGAUUCAUUUGGUGAGAUUGUUUGGACUAGUAAACAACAUCAAGUUAGAACCCCAGUUUCUUACCAAUGGUCUUCUCAAGUCCAUGGGUAAAAAGACCAACAUCAAAAUUUAUGUAAUAUUUUGAGUUGGUUUUUUUGUGUAAUUUGAUGAAAAUGAACCUAACCCAAAAGAAAUUAGUGGGAGGUGCCAAAAAAAAGGGCACAAAAAAGAGAGUGAUGAAAUGGCUUAGAUUUUGAUGGUUUUAUGGGUCACUAUGAAAAAUCUAAGUGCAUUUUUUUAUAUUUAUAUAUAGGGGAGGAUUUUGGAGGGUUUGUUAUGUUAUGGGGUUGGUUUUGAGGAUGUUGUAACUUUUCCAAAAUUAAGAACAUUUGAAAGUGGUGAAAAACCAAAUUUUCACUCUUCAA